Messenger RNA from Lodderomyces beijingensis, 1245 nucleotides. NCBI's taxonomy places the organism in Eukaryota, Fungi, Ascomycota, Pichiomycetes, Serinales, Debaryomycetaceae. The record is from the annotation of a GenBank genome assembly.
AUGCAACUGCCGAGAUAUCUACCUAGUUUAAGGGCCGUUUCUCGAUUGGGGAAAGUGAGCCGGAGAUGCUUCCAUUGUUCAGCCAAAGUUUCGUACCUCAAAGAUCAAGGUGAAGACCAAGGGCAAGGUCAAGGUACUAUUGACCUUGAAUCAGCUUUAAAUGCGUGGAAAAGUGAACAGCCUCCAACUGGAAACUCAAAUGAUAAAUCUGAUGGAGUCAGCUCCUCGGCUCCUCCAGAAUCACAACCACGUCAAAGCUUUUCCAAAGCAUCGGAGUUUGAAUCGUUAUCGUCGCUAAUCAAGAGCGCAUCAAGUGCAAGACAAACUAAACGACCAACAGCAAGAAAAUCGGGGGAAUACGGGUUUGAUUUAGAGUCGUUGCUUUCUACACGCAACUGGAAUUGGAGACGGAAACUGGCGAAACCGGCAUCGCCAAGCUUCCGAAGCAGAGUCACGAUCCAGUCCAUAGACAGCGAAUUGCGGGAUCAGUUGAAUUCGAAGUGCCACGAUGCGUUACGCCCCACCCUUGACAUUUUCAGCCUGAUGCCAACCGCAGUUGAAGUCUACCAGUUCUAUAUGGAGCUCGUGGGCGGCUUGCACGACCAGUUGAACUCGAAAUCCAGCAAAUUGGUCAAGAACGACAUAUACCUCAAGGACACGUUGGACGAAGUGAGCCGGAGCGAAUGGACGCUGAAAUAUACGGAGCUCAUCGACGCCAUCAGCAGCAAAAGCAACCAAAACGCAAGGUCGCCCUUGAUGAACCUACUUUCGUUCCCGAUCAUCACCAACCACGUACUCAAGAUCUUGGGCUCGAGAUUCUUCCAAGCAGAGUUGGCAAUGACGAUCUUCAACUUGUUGAAGCUGGACCUACACUUGCACACCAUAAGCUGCAACCAGCUGACAUACAACCAAAUCUUGACCAUCUUGUGGAUCUACUACGGCAAUGUCGACUUGAUGGAGUUUGAAAAAACCUACCAAGAAAUGAAGCUUUUGGGCUUUCGUGGCGAUUUCGCCACCUACAACAUUCUCAGAGUUGCCAUUGACGAAUACGGCGGCUUGAGAUGGGGCAUUUCCAAGUUCAAUGACUCGGGUUCUCGAGUCAUGACCCGCGAAGAUAAUGCCAGAGUCGCAUACCUCAAGAACGAAGUGGAAGCGUUGAAAUCCGAGCUCAAAAACAGCCCCUUGUAUGAGCCCACACCCGAUGAGCUCUCAAAACAAUUCCGCAAUUCCUGGAGGACCUUCUGA